This is a messenger RNA of Drosophila melanogaster (fruit fly), 1761 nucleotides long. RefSeq lists its product as uncharacterized. The coding region runs from base 1215 to 1685 and encodes 156 amino acids. Lineage: Eukaryota; Metazoa; Arthropoda; Insecta; Diptera; Drosophilidae. The transcript has 10 exons. The record is from RefSeq and is marked reviewed.
GCCACAUCCGAGUGCUCUAUUUUCAAUACUCUAAAAACUAGUACACUUUUGAAUUUUUUGAAAUGGCUAUUGUCGAUAAAUUUCUCUACUGUUUUGAGCUGAAGUUCGGCGUACUUAUAAUUGGAUUCGUGGACAUCAUCCUGAGUAUACUCUGCGGAUGCUACUUGCCAUGGAUAAGACGGAAAGUGGAUGCAGAUAUUUUGAUCCUUACACAGGAGCCGAUUACUGUACAUGGGCCAUCCCUUGUCAAAAGUUCGGAUUUGUACAGGUUUUACGUCGGUGAAGAUUUCUACUUCAACAGGUUUGGCUACUCGAUGUAUAUAUUUGGCCUGAUUGUCCUCAUUCUUCACAUUGGCGCCUGUAUACUGAUCAUAAUCUCCGCUCUUUCGGAGGAGAAAAUCAUGGCUGCCCCCUAUGUGGCCACUGCACCGAUGCGCUUCGUUGUGCUGCUUCUCAUCCUGAUUUGGAUAGUGACCAAGUCGUUCGACUGUACCACCAGUUUUUGGCUCAUAGGUCUAAGUUUGUUUCCGGCCACUUACUUUUGGCUAACAGUCGUGUCUUGGUUUGACCCCGCCAUCUCGGCAUAAAUUUAGUAAUCGUUGGAAUGAAAAUCGUAGGGCAUCAGGUAUCCUUAUGAAAAACAUUCGAAAUCCUAGCUUGUCAAACACAAGUCUCAACUGAAUCGCAACACAUACAUAUUAUAUUAAAUUAAAAAUCUUAUACAAUGGGCAUUCCAACCAUAAAGAAAUGCUGCUGCCUGGAGCUGAAGUGGGGUGCACUUAUUGCCGUCGUGGUUGAUUGGAUCUUUGCAGGCUUUGUUGUCAUCCGGUGUACGGAUUUCAUGGAUUACGGUGGGGGUAUGAAUAUCGUCUGGUAUGUUGUCGCCAUAGUCCACAUUGCCCACAUAGUUUGCAUCAUUUUGGUUCUUGUUUCUCUUUGUGUGCGAAAUAAAAAUCUCGUAGCUCCCUAUUUGAUAACCGCAAUAAUUCGCGUAAUUAUUGAUAUCAUUUUUUUCAUUUUCGUGUGCAUUAAAUUGGGCGACCACGAUAUCCCGGGACUGAUUUUCAUCAUUAUUGGCCUAAUUAUUGCAGUCUGCUUGUGGAUCGUUGUCUUCUCGUGGUACAAGAAGCUUGGAGGCUCAGCGGACAUAUAGAUCACUCAGACGACAACAUUACCCAUACGAAAAUGAUCCCGAGACACCAAGUUAAAUUAGAAUGAAGUGUACCAUUAGGAAGUGCUGUUGCUGGGAGCUAAGAUGGGGAGCCUUGAUUAUCGCCCUUAUAGAUAUGAUUGUGACGGCGGCAGUUGUUUUGGAAACUAAGUAUCUAGCCUAUUAUGAGGACUGGUGGAUUGAUCAUGAUAUGGGAACGUUUGAGGUCAGCUACACUUCCACCUACUACGUUUGGAUCAUCACACUUGUCAUCCACUUUGCCCACCUAGUGUUUUGUGUCUCAGUUAUUGGCUCUGUUUGGGUGAAAUCCAAAAAACUGGUCAUUGGCUAUCUAAUAACAGGCGCAAUUCGCAUUGUUUAUGAUCUUAUGUUUUUCAUUUAUGUUUGCGUCGCAAUUGGCCCUGUGAUUUUGACCUUAUUCCUUAUCAUCGGCGGAUUUGGUGUAGCCAUUUACUUUUGGAUCGUUGCCUACUCAUGGUUCAAGAUGAUCGAAAGUCCUGAUCGCGUGAAUUAACACCUAUUCACCCAAUCAUUGGGUGCAGCAAUGUAAUAUAUAUAAAUAAAUUCGAAGUGGACACUUCAAAUCGAUU